This is a messenger RNA of Drosophila takahashii, 932 nucleotides long. Its product is annotated as CLIP domain-containing serine protease HP8. NCBI's taxonomy places the organism in Eukaryota, Metazoa, Arthropoda, Insecta, Diptera, Drosophilidae. Gene Ontology annotation, molecular function: serine-type endopeptidase activity. Gene Ontology annotation, biological process: proteolysis. The record is from RefSeq and is a predicted model, not a curated record.
UUCAGUAUUUCAGUAUGUAAGCGUUGAUUGGAUCGCAAUGAACAGCGCAUUAACUGCGAUCACAGUGCUCGUCAGCCUGCUUGUUAUCUUUUUGAACGGAUCUGUUUACGGAUCGGUGAGUUUUCUGUACAAUGACUGCGGAACAAACUACCAGGAAUCGGGACCGGGUCCCUGGACGGCUUUAUUGCACGAGAACGGGGCCAUCUUUUGUGCCGGAACACUGAUCACUAAAUACUUUAUACUGACUGCAGCGAACUGCAUUAAAACUAAUGCCAUCGUAAAAGUUCGCUUGGGGGAGUACGGAAGGAAACUUCCUAGUUUGGCUGAAGAUCAUUUGGUGCAAUUAUCUCUAAGGUACCGAUACUUCAAUAAUCAAUCGAGUGCCAAUGACAUUGGUCUACUGAAACUGACCAAGGAAGUGCAGUUUAAAGACUACAUAAAGCCGAUCUGCAUUAUUUCGGGCUCAAAUUCGCGACCAAAGGAAUUCAUUGGAUACGCCUGGAACCAGUUAAUGACGGAUAUUCAAGCAAAUACGAGUAUCUAUGGGACAAAGGAGUUUGUGCCCAUUCGCAUUGAACCCAAGCGCGACUGCAAAGAUAUUGACUUCUACAGCCAGUUUUGUGCUGGCAAUGUAGGAGAUUCGCUGUCAUGCGAUGGACUAUCCGGCUCGGCAUUGGCUCAAAACCAUAGAUUUCCAUACCAAAACCGAUAUGUUCAGUUUGGUAUCGCUACCCUGAGCGAUAUGGAUUGCCAGGAAGCACAGGGCUACACCAGCGUAACGGAUUUCUACCUGUGGAUUCAGGAUGUGGUGACAUUGUUCGAACAUAAUAAAUAUAUGCCCAAGCACAGCUAUUCGGCAAGUGCUACAAGUCAAAGGGUUUACUAAACUGAACACCUAAUAAAUAUUACAACAAGUAAUCCGUUUUAAUGGC